This is a messenger RNA of Colletotrichum aenigma, 657 nucleotides long. RefSeq lists its product as uncharacterized. Bases 1 to 657 code for a protein of 218 amino acids. Lineage: Eukaryota; Fungi; Ascomycota; Sordariomycetes; Glomerellales; Glomerellaceae. The transcript has 4 exons. The record is from RefSeq and is a predicted model, not a curated record.
AUGGCCGUGGAAUACUCAAUAUCAACUAGCGCGAUAUCUGCGGCAACCAAUGCAUAUCUCGCAGUUUAUGUGGCUUUCUCGAUACGCAAGCUUCAUUUCGCGAGAAGGAAACUGUUAGGAGUAUUGAUAUCGAUAGUGCUGGGCGCUGUUGCCUUGAUAACUGCCAUAUUUAAAUGCACAAGAUUGAAGUCAUUAGGUAGCCCUGAUUUUACCUAUGACUCCGCUGACCUGGUCAUCUGGACAAGUCUCGAGGCCGACGUGGUCAUCAUCGCUGUGUGCAUCCCAGCGAUGCAGCCUCUUAUCGACCAUCUCUUGCCGCAUCCGAGCGACGCAAGUACCAUUUCCUCUCACGCCCCGACAUCACCAACAUCCUUCACUCCACGCAAGAAGCUAUGGAGCAUCAGCCACGAUCCGGAGGCAGCAAGAGACUGGGACACGGAGAUUCAGAUCCCAGAGAUGAUCAUGGUCGAGCGAGAAUUUGAGAUCAAUGUUACAAGAAGCGUACACACAUGGACGCCAGACACGAACCCGUCGGCAGUGACGGAUGAUGAGAAGUUCCGGAUAGUGAAGGACCAAGGGCCAGACGGAACUGUCACGACGACGGUGGUUGUGAUGUCGUCGGCACCGGCCGACGUUACGAGAUUCCCGCAAGCUUGA